Pristis pectinata (smalltooth sawfish) is the source of this 6947-nucleotide messenger RNA. It is a transcript of the gene slco2b1, whose product is annotated as solute carrier organic anion transporter family, member 2B1. Gene Ontology annotation, molecular function: protein binding; bile acid transmembrane transporter activity. The record is from RefSeq and is a predicted model, not a curated record. The coding region runs from base 356 to 2374 and encodes 672 amino acids. Gene Ontology annotation, biological process: transmembrane transport; sodium-independent organic anion transport; bile acid and bile salt transport. The transcript has 15 exons. Lineage: Eukaryota; Metazoa; Chordata; Chondrichthyes; Rhinopristiformes; Pristidae. Gene Ontology annotation, cellular component: membrane.
CGCAGUUGGAAAGGACUUCCUUGUCUGCAGAGUUCUUUAAGCAGCGAAAGCGAUUCUUUCUGCGUGGCGGUGUGAGGGCAGCAAGGAACGGGGGUGUGGGAUAGCACGGGAAAUGGACCGCACGGCCGCGUCCUGCCCCCUCUCUCGCGUCCUUACGCCCCCUUUUUCCGAAUAGGGACACAACUGGGUGAUCUGUAAGUGUUAGCGCGUCGGUAGAGACCUUACAUUUUCCGCGGCUGCCUGGAUGAGUCGUCUGUAACUCCUUCGUUCCUCCGCCUGAAGGUUCCGCAGAAACAAGAUUCCAGAGAGAGCCACUCAAGAGUGGAACACGGGCCAGAGUGACUCAGCUUCCAGGAUGGGGAUUACGGGACCUCCAGCUGUUGUAUCCAAGUUCACCCAAGGGGAGAAGCCCCGGAGAUGCACUACCAACCCUUUCAACAGCAUAAAGUUUUUCGUCCUGUGCCAUGGACUCCUGCAGUUUUCCCAACUCCUGGUGUCUGGGUACAUGAAGAGCAUCAUUUCAACCGUUGAGAAGCGAUUUGGGAUGACUAGCCAGAACUCGGGGAUGCUCUCCUCCCUCAAUGAGAUUGGAAGCACAGUGUUCAUAGUCUUUAUCAGUUACUUUGGGAGCCGGGUUCACCGGCCUCGGCUGAUUGGCUGUGGAGGGAUUCUGGUCAGUGUUGCAGCCUUCACCAUGUCCCUUCCCCACUUCAUUAUGGGUCGCUAUGUGUAUGACCGGACCAUUUCAAGCAGUGUUGACAACAUCACUGAUACCUGCCAAUUGACACCCAUGGCUCAGCAAGCGAACAAUGAGACCUGUGGGACGGACAGCGUUCAAGGUGACUACCACAUGUUGUCACUGUUGAUGGUCGGGCAGCUGUUGUUGGGAGUCGGAGGUGUGCCCAUCCAACCCUUUGGGAUAUCAUAUGUGGAUGACUAUGCCAGUAACAGGAACUCACCAUUGUACCUUGGGAUUUUAUUCGCAGUGACUGUCCUGGGCCCAGGCUUUGGCUUUGUGUUGGGCGCAUCUGUUCUCCGCCUCUUCAUUGACAUCGACAAGACAGCAGCCGGGGACAUUGAUUUGGAGUUUGGAGACCCUCGCUGGUUGGGUGCCUGGUGGUUGGGCUUCCUCAUGGCAGCCAGUUGUGUUCUGAUCUUCUCCUUCCCCUACUUCUUCUUCCCAAGGGAGAUGCCCAAGGAGGGUUCUAAGGAUCACCAAAGUGACAGCAACUUGGAAAAAAAGUUGGGCGAGUCAAAGGGCAAACAAGAGGAUGAUGUGACACAGAAAAUGUCGCUGCUACAGUUCAUCAAAAGUUUCCCCCGUAUCCUGGUGCGGACCUUGAGGAGCCAGGUUUACCUGAUGGUGGUGUUGGCCCAGGUGUGUCUGUCGGCCCUGAUGUCUGGCCUCACCGUCUUCAUCGCCAAGUUCCUGGAGCAGCAGUUCUCUGUGACCGCCUCGUUUGCUAACCUGUUGAUCGGAAGUGUUCACGUCCCUGGGGCAGUGCUGGGCAUCCUAAUGGGUGGAGUGAUAAUGAGGAGGUUCAGCAUUAAUCUCCGAGGCUCAGCUAUCAUGUGCUGCCUGUCUAUCUUUGUGUCCAUCUGUGCUGCCACACCACUGCUGUUCCUGGGCUGUGCCACGCAGAAGGUCGCCGGAGUGAAUUACCCUUUGAAUAGUACGUUGGACAUUAGGAUGAGCUGUAAUCAGGGAUGUUCUUGCCGGGAUCAAGUCUACAACCCCGUCUGUGCUGCCAGUGCCAUUGAGUUCAUCUCUCCGUGUCAUGCUGGUUGUCAGAACGUUGAGGUGAACGCUCAGAGAAAAAUUGUGAAUUACACCAACUGUGGUUGCGUUCCUGACCCUGCGGUGGUGAAGCCGGGGACCUGUGGUACCGGCUGCUACCACCUGCUCCUGCCGUUCAUGUUCUUCCUGACCCUGACGGGAUUUGUGGCGACCCUUUGCCAGACCCCGUCCUUCAUGCUGGUGCUGAGGUCAGUGAAGCCGGAAGAUAAAUCCUUGGCAAUAGGAAUUCAGUUCAUGUUAUUCCGAGUUCUAGCUUGGUUGCCUGGUCCGAUCCUCUAUGGAAGCACGAUCGACAGCACGUGUAUCCGAUGGGAAAGCAAAUGCAAGACGAAGGCCGCCUGCCGAUAUUACAACCUCAAUCUCUUCCGAAGCCGGUACAUUGGGCUCCAGAUGUUAUUCCAGUGUGCUGCUUUCCUGCUCUUCCUGAUGGCAUUUUACUUCCUCCAGAGGGACUUACUGAGACAAGGAAAGCAAGCGAAGCCAUCGACUGAGAUUCAGCCACCUCCCAAGGAGUGUGAGGAGAGGGAGGUUCUGAUGGAUCAAGGCUCUGACAGCAAGUCCCAGCUGCAGGUGUGAGGAGCUAUAGAGGCAGAGGAAAUAUAAUCUGUAUAUAAUCUCCAGUGACAGCAACAAGUGGGUGAAAGAGGAGGCCAUGAAGUUCUGUCAAUCCCAGACUGUUCCUGAGUUCCCAUCUCCUUCACUCACUGUGUAAUAGUCUGUGAUAUGACAUUUCUUCUAACUUUCCAUCUUGGGAGAGAGCUCUGUGAAGCUAAUCUCCCAGGAGGCGAGGGGACCACCUCUUGUUCACACGUCUAAUGUUGGGCAGGACUUUUCCUCACCUUCCCCUGCCGUGCUCCACAACCCCCCCCCCCCCCCAACGGAUUCUAGGUCUGUCAGGAAACUAGCCCGGCUUCAGAAAAUCAGGCUUUGAGGGAAGACGUUGACCCUACUUAGUGAAAGAAAGUAUUGUAAACAUUUCUUGUUUAUCAGCCAAGAAUUAGUGACACCGUUUAAGUCCCUCUGGACUCUCAAAAGACAUCAUGCCUGAGUUCUUCUGGAGAUGGUGGACAUGUACUGUUCUCCCUUCAAGUGUAAACUCAACAUCUUAGUGCCCCUAAAGAUUACAGGAUUUUUGUGACAAUCUGUUCUUCUGUGGCCCUUCCAUUGUCACUAGGCGCUCUCCAAAAUUACCCAGGUAUAUGCUACCCUUCAUGUCUACCAGCCACGGUUCCUGCAUGUAUGCAGCUGUUGACACAUCUUCCCUUCUAUACAAUUUGCCAAACUCAAUAUAUAAAAAGAAAUUAGAGUGUCCUGUAAACACUCAGUAGGGCAGGCAGCAUCUGUGGGGAGAGAAAUAGUCAAUAUUUUCAUGUCAUCAGAACCAAGGCAGCUAGAACUAAGAUUUAGGGCUUAUUAUGUGCCCUGUUUAUAUAAAUUGGAGUGAAAUAUCUGUGCUUUCGGUGGGAUAUUGCCUGUGUAGAAAGAUGCAGUGUUUCUAGCAUUGAAACAGGCCACUCGGCCCCUCUGAUUUGUGCUGGUGUUUCUACUCCGGACCAGUUUCCCCUCUCGAUAACCCAGUCCUCACCAUCCCCAUCUCUUGGUCCCUUGGAAGGUGGUGCACUGGAGGUUUAAUGAAGGGUUCCAGAAAUGAGGGACUCCAGUUCUGUGGAGAGACAGGGGCACAGGUGAAAUUAGGAGCAGGAGUAGGCCCUUCGGCCCAACUGGUCCAUGCCGACCAGGAUUGCCAUCUAAGGCAGUCCCAUUUGCCCACAUUUGGCCCAUAUCCCUCCAAACCUUUCCUAUCCAUGGACCUGUCCAAGUGUCUUUCAAACGUUGUUAAUGUACCUGCCUCACCCACUUCCUCUGGCGGCUCGUUCCAUAUAUUGACCACCCUCUAGGUGAAGAAGUUGCCCCUCAGGUGCCUUUUAAAUCUUUCCCCUCUCACCUUAAAACUAUGCUGCCUAGUUUUUAGUUCCCUUUUCCUGGGGAAAAGACUGUGUGUGUGUGUGUGUGUGUGUGUGUGUGUGUGUGUGUGUGUGUGUGUGUGUGUGUGUGUGUGUGUGUGUGUGUGUGUGUGUUCACCCUCAUGAUUUUAUACAAAGUCCUCUUUGUGUCAGUUCCCCAGAGCCCUCAAUGCCCUGAUCUUUCAGAAAUUUAUCUACCUCCUGUUUAGGUGCCUCGAGUGGGGCUUCCACAACCCUCGGGGGGGGAGAACUACACAGAUCCUCUGCUGGGGGGUCUGGGGAUGUUCUCCUUGGAUCAGAGGAGGUUGACGGGAGACCUCAUACGGGUGUAUAAUAAGGAUGGGUUUCGAUGGGCUAGAGCAGGCUUGAGGGGCCAAAUAUCCUUCUCCAGCGCCAAUUGGAUCUGUCAGGGCCACACCAACUUUCCAGUGGCUCAGCCACUGCCAGCUGUUGCUCAGAAUGGACGAGAUCUCAUUCACCUGGAUCGGAAACCUGAACACACAGAUCCAGGCCGACACUCCAGAGUGUUGGUGAGGGAGCAGCGCACCGUCCGGGGGUCUGGUGGUGAGGGAGCAGCUCACUACAGAAAGCACAGUGAUAAGGGGGUACUGCGCUGUCAGCUGGACAAGGCUGAGGGAGUGUGAGAAUUCGAGGGUCAAUAUUCAUUGAAUCAGAACCAGGUUUAUUAUCACUGACUUAUUUGAUGUGAAAUCUGUUGUUUUGUGGCAGCAGUACAGUGCAAAGAUAUAAAAUUACUAUAAAUUACAAUAUAAGUAAAUAGUGCAAAAAUAAAGGAAUAACGAGGUAGUGUCCAUGGGUUCAUGGACCGUUCAGGAAUCUGAUGGCGGGGGGGGAAGAAGCUGUUCCUGAAUCGUUUAGUGUGGGUCUUCAGGCUCCUGUACCUCCUCCCCGAUGGUAGGAACGAGAAGAGGGCAUGUCCCGGAUGGUGAGGGUCCUUAGUGAUGGAUGCCGCCUUCUUGAGGCACCGCCUCUUGAGGAUGUCCUUGAUGGUGGGGAGGGUUGUGCCCGUGAUGGAGCUGGCUGAGUCUACAUCCCUCUUUAGCCUCUUGCGAUCCUGUGCAUUGGAGCCUCUAUACCAGGCGGUGAUGCAACCAGUCAGAAUGCUCUCCACCGUACAUCUAUAGAAAUUUGUAAGAGUGUUUGGUGACAUACCAAAUCUCCUCAAACUCCUAACGAAGUAGAGCCGCUGGCAUGCCUUCUUCGUGAUUGCGUCAAUGUGUUGGGCCCAGGAUAGAUCCUCCGAGAUGUCGACGCCCAGGAACUUGACCCAAAAUCAUUAAACCAGAUUAUUAUCUGUUUUCACGUUGCUGCUGCAUUCUAUUGGCUGCAGAUACCUGAAUGAUGUGAAAGGUGCUAUAGAAAUGCAGGUCCUCAUUCGCUAUCCGUACACGCAUCCACUGAGCCAUUGAGAGAUGUGAUGACUCAACAGUAUUAAUGUAGCACCUCUGCCUGAUUAACUGUGCCAAGACAUUUCACAAGAGCUUUAAUGAUCAAAGAUUCUGAGCCUUCCAAGGACAUACUGGGUCAGGUGAUCAGAAGUCAGAGAUCUGGAGAGGUUUGGGGAGGGAGGUCCAGAGCUCAGGGCCCAGGCAGCUGAAGGCAUGGCCACCAUAUGCAGAGCAAUGGGAACUGUGCAGUGGAGUUAGUACCCAACUACAACAGAGGGUCGCAGGGCUGGAGGAUGUUACUGAGGUCGGGAGGGAUAAGAGGAUGACACUCCACAAGCCCAGACCCUGUUGUCACACGUUACAACUCUGCGUACCAAGCACUUGGUGCAGGUGUUCGAGCGUUAACUUCUCCCUAUAUUCAAUGUCUCUGCCUAAUGUCCCAAUCCAGAACAUCGCCUUGGAAUUUAAAACUUGGUUGCCUUUGUAAAUAGAAAGGUGAACUUUAAAUUGCGUUGAUUAUAACAAAACAUUAAUCCAUCUUUCGAACUUUCAUGAACUAUGUUACAGAUAUAUUUUUGUACAUUUAUUCUUCAACUGUGAGAUAUGAAACAUUUAUUCAUGUUAAAUUUUGACAUUUAUGAUUUGAAAUGGGGUUAAAAUGUGAAAAAGGACUUGCAUUUAUUCUGUUUACUCCAGAAACUGCUGUUAUGAUAACAAGCCCUGGUUCUAGAAUUUCCCACCAGAGGAAAUCUACUUCAAGUCCCCAAAUCACGUACAUAUCUUGAUUGCUUCACCACACUGCUGUGAAAUAUUUGUUGAGUGAUGUUUAUUGUAUUAUAGGUGUGGAGGUUAGGGCUGGGUACAGGGAUUAUAACUGAGUCAUGGGACUACAGACUGGGAAACAGGCUUGGGAGUUGAGCCUCUAAACGGUGGGUGAGUUACAGCAGUUACUUCCGAUUCUCAUUCUAGUUCGCAGGUCGGGACCAUCUCUGCAGGGAUUUGCACUCAGAAAUCUUGGAUGAAUCUCCCAUAGAGGGAUGAGUCUUCACUGAUUGGCAGCACAGUGCUGAGGGAGUGGCGCAUUGUGGGAAGGGCAGUGCUGAGGGAGGGCCGCACUGUAGGUAUGGACUCAAUGGGCUGAAUGGCCUGUUUCAAGGAGAUAUUGCAGAACAAGUUGGAUUGUGGGGUUGGCAGCUUCUGUGGGACUGUAGAAAGAGGCCUGACUCCCUCCCUCAGUCCACGGAACACCCAGUCAUGUGGGUAUCACAGCAACCCAUUUGCGCAUAGCAAGCUCCCACAAACCGCCCCGGGAUAAUGAUGAUGGUUGAGGAACAGGCAACUGGCCAAAGUGGGCCGGGCUGAACUCCCGCUGCUCGCCCUUGAAAUAGAGCAGUGGUGGGAUCAUUAACUUCGGCCAAGAGAAGCCACGGAUUAACGUGACGUCUCUGACAGUGCGGUACUCCCUCUGUCCUGACACCAAAUGGCAGCCCAGAUCUAGGGCUGUGGGGGGUUUGGGGGGGAUCUCGAACCCACAGUGAAAGUGUUGCCCCGUUGCGGAGCUGUUGGGCUUUGGGAGAGGGAGGCAGAGGGUGAGCAUUGAAGAGGAUAACCUCGCGCAGGUGGGAGUUGGUGGAGAGACAGGUGUAAGUCCUAAGUGAAAGCAUUACAAGACAAUCGCAGCACAGAAUUCUAAAUGGGAAAACAACAAAUUAUAUCCAACAUUAACUACUGUAUGCAAUAACAUUUAUAAGCCAAUAAAAUAAAUUCUUUAUGGAA